Molecule: messenger RNA, 759 nt
Organism: Annulohypoxylon maeteangense
Lineage: Eukaryota; Fungi; Ascomycota; Sordariomycetes; Xylariales; Hypoxylaceae
Product: alpha/beta-hydrolase
Exons: 2
Coding region: 1-759 (252 amino acids)
Molecular function (GO): hydrolase activity
Source: RefSeq, a predicted model, not a curated record
AUGGAGUGCAAAGGGUGUAGAGAAAUUCCACCUGUGUCUUCAGACUACACUCCAAAGGGCACUUAUGAGAUUAUCGCGGGAUUAAAAACGUACGUUAUCGGCCCCCCGUCUCCCCAAAUUGCUAUCAUCGACGUCUACGACGUCUUCGGGCCGGCCCCUCAAACCCUGCAAGGUGCAGACCGUUUAUCCGCAUCCCUCAACGCGCUUGUCAUAGUCCCAGACUUCUGCAAGGGGGUUUACAUGCAAGAGGCAUGGAUGCCGCCCGACACUGACGAAAAAAAAGGGGCUAUUGAAAAGUUCCUGAGCGAGCCAGCUUCGAUCCCGAAGAACGCCGACAAAGUCAUCGAGGUGCGCAAGGUGGCUGGUGAGAAGUGGCCUUCGACCGGUGACCGCUGGGGUGUCUUCGGACUAUGCUGGGGCGGCAAGAUUGCUGUCCUGGUCUCUGGCAAAGGUAACGAUGGACCCGGGAGAGUAUUCAAGGCAAGCGGGACCGCGCAUCCGGGCCGGUUAGAAGCCGCGGAUGCGGAAGCCCUGACGGCCCCGCAUAUUUGCUUGGCUUCGCCUGGUGAGCCGGCCGAUAUCGUAGCGCAGUAUAAGGAGAUUUUGGAAAAGCCCGGGAGGGUAGGGGUUGUGGAGACGUAUGAAAGUAUGUUCCAUGGCUGGAUGGGUGCGAGAGCAAAUUUGGAUGACGAGAAUAAUAAGAAGGAAUUUGAGAGGGGUUAUAACCAGGUUGCCGAGUUUUUCGGGAAGUAUUUGUAG